This is a messenger RNA of Neurospora tetrasperma FGSC 2508, 234 nucleotides long. RefSeq lists its product as uncharacterized. Bases 1 to 234 code for a protein of 77 amino acids. The record is from RefSeq and is a predicted model, not a curated record. The transcript has 2 exons. Lineage: Eukaryota; Fungi; Ascomycota; Sordariomycetes; Sordariales; Sordariaceae.
AUGGGGUCAUUCACUUCCAGGCGCCGGCCCAGCAGGUUCUUUGUACGUACAAGAAAUAAAAGCUUGCAGGUUGUUCAAUGUCUGGAGAAUACCGGCAACUUCUUCGCGAGAAGACUGACUAAAUCAGCCUUGGCCAUGGUUGUUCAAACUCUUCCAUAUCGAUUUUUGCUGAAAAAUUUGCCGAUCCUGGAGGUGGCAGCUGAAAAGUGGAUGCAUCCAGGUACUUUUGUGUGA